Molecule: messenger RNA, 1109 nt
Organism: Vitis riparia (riverbank grape)
Lineage: Eukaryota; Viridiplantae; Streptophyta; Magnoliopsida; Vitales; Vitaceae
Product: protein NLP6-like
Exons: 2
Coding region: 24-1109 (361 amino acids)
Molecular function (GO): DNA-binding transcription factor activity
Source: RefSeq, a predicted model, not a curated record
GUGUGGGUGUACUUGAGCUCAUUAUGACUUCACAGAAGAUUAACUAUGCACCCGAGGUUGAUAAAGUCUGCAAAGGGCUUGAGGCAGUAAAUCUCAAAAGUUCAGAAAUAUUGGAGCAUCCAAAGGCACAGAACCAGAUUUGCAAUGAAGGUCGCCAGAAUGCCUUGGCUGAAAUCUUGGAGAUAUUUACAGUGGUAUGUGAAACUUACAAAUUACCUCUGGCUCAGACCUGGGUUCCUUGCAGCCAUCGCAGUGUUCUAGCUGGUAGUGGUGGUUUGAGAAAGAGCUGCUUUAGCUUUGAUGGAAGCUGCAUGAGCCAAGUCUGCAUGUCCACGACUGAUGUAGCAUUCUACGUUGUAGAUGCUCACAUGUGGGGUUUUAGGGAGGCCUGUGCUGAGCAUCACUUACAAAAGGGACAGAGGGUUGCUGGGAGGGCAUUUGAGUCCCAUAACUCAUGCUACUGCAACAAUAUUACCCAAUUCUGCAAAACUGAGUACCCCUUAGUACACUAUGCAUGCAUGUUUGGGCUGACUUGCUGUUUUGCAAUCUGUUUGCAAAGUACUCACACUGGAAAUGAUGAUUACAUUCUAGAAUUCUUUUUGCCCCCUAGUAUCAUAGACAGUGGAGACCAACAGACCUUGUUGGACUCCCCAUUGGCAACAAUGAAGCAGCAUUUUCAGAGUCUUAGGGUUGCUUCUGGAAAAGAAUUUGAAGAGGAGGAAAAAUCUGUCGAAAUUAUCAAAUUGCCUAUGAAUGAGAAGCUUGAUUCCAGACUUGAAUCUAUUCAAAUAUCGCAAUCUACUCCAUCUCUACCUGGGCCUGAUAUCUUGCCAAGCAGGGGAGAGAUGCAGCAGCUAGAUUCCACGAAACAUCAAUUAAUGGUGGAGUUUGAUGCUAUAAAGGAUAGAGGGAAUGUUGCAAGUGGUAUCAUCAAGUUUGUGAGUGACAACACAGCCGUGGAGGCAAUGGUUUUUGUGGUGAGUUUCGAGAAGGAUUAUGUUGCGACUCGGCUGAAUUUUGUGACCGAGAGGUUCAUGGGUAUACUGCGACUCUCUCGGGAAGCUGUUAAGCUGUUGUUUGUGUACUUGUACUCGCCGAGGUCAUCUUGA